Messenger RNA from Knipowitschia caucasica, 3144 nucleotides. The record is from the annotation of a GenBank genome assembly. NCBI's taxonomy places the organism in Eukaryota, Metazoa, Chordata, Actinopteri, Gobiiformes, Gobiidae.
AUGGCCCAAACUAUGGAGAGAACGAUCUACCCUGCAGACACCGCUCAGACCCCACAGACCCUGCAGACACCGCUCAGACCCCACAGACCCUGCAGACACCGCUCAGACCCCACAGACCCUGCAGACACCGCUCAGACCUCACAGACCCUGCAGACACCGCUCAGACCUCACAGACCCUGCAGACACCGCUCAGACCCCACAGACCCUGCAGACACCGCUCAGACCCCACAGACCCUGCAGACACCGCUCAGACCCCACAGACCCUGCAGACACCGCUCAGACCCCACAGACCCUGCAGACACCGCUCAGACCUCACAGACCCUGCAGACACCGCUCAGACCUCACAGACCCUGCAGACACCGCUCAGACCACACUCAGACCCCACAGACCCUGCAGACACCGCUCAGACCCCACAGACCCUGCAGACACCGCUCAGACCCCACAGACCCUGCAGACACCGCUCAGACCCCACAGACCCUGCAGACACCGCUCAGACCACACUCAGACCCCACAGACCCUGCAGACACCGCUCAGACCCCACAGACCCUGCAGACACCGCUCAGACCUCACAGACCCUGCAGACACCGCUCAGACCUCACAGACCCUGCAGACACCGCUCAGACCACACUCAGACCUCACAGACCCUGCAGACACCGCUCAGACCCCACAGACCCUGCAGACACCGCUCAGACCCCACAGACCCUGCAGACACCGCUCAGACCUCACAGACCCUGCAGACACCGCUCAGACCUCACAGACCCUGCAGACACCGCUCAGACCUCACAGACCCUGCAGACACCGCUCAGACCACACUCAGACCUCACAGACCCUGCAGACACCGCUCAGACCACACUCAGACCUCACAGACCCUGCAGACACCGCUCAGACCCCACAGACCCUGCAGACACCGCUCAGACCCCACAGACCCUGCAGACACCGCUCAGACCUCACAGACCCUGCAGACACCGCUCAGACCCCACAGACCCUGCAGACACCGCUCAGACCUCACAGACCCUGCAGACACCGCUCAGACCCCACAGACCCUGCAGACACCGCUCAGACCCCACAGACCCUGCAGACACCGCUCAGACCCCACAGACCCUGCAGACACCGCUCAGACCUCACAGACCCUGCAGACACCGCUCAGACCUCACAGACCCUGCAGACACCGCUCAGACCUCACAGACCCUGCAGACACCGCUCAGACCACACUCAGACCCCACAGACCCUGCAGACACCGCUCAGACCCCACAGACCCUGCAGACACCGCUCAGACCCCACAGACCCUGCAGACACCGCUCAGACCUCACAGACCCUGCAGACACCGCUCAGACCUCACAGACCCUGCAGACACCGCUCAGACCCCACAGACCCUGCAGACACCGCUCAGACCCCACAGACCCUGCAGACACCGCUCAGACCCCACAGACCCUGCAGACACCGCUCAGACCACACUCAGACCCCACAGACCCUGCAGACACCGCUCAGACCCCACAGACCCUGCAGACACCGCUCAGACCUCACAGACCCUGCAGACACCGCUCAGACCUCACAGACCCUGCAGACACCGCUCAGACCACACUCAGACCUCACAGACCCUGCAGACACCGCUCAGACCCCACAGACCCUGCAGACACCGCUCAGACCCCACAGACCCUGCAGACACCGCUCAGACCCCACAGACCCUGCAGACACCGCUCAGACCCCACAGACCCUGCAGACACCGCUCAGACCUCACAGACCCUGCAGACACCGCUCAGACCACACUCAGACCUCACAGACCCUGCAGACACCGCUCAGACCACACUCAGACCUCAGUUCACGUCUGACCACACAGACCCUGCAGACACCGCUCAGACCACAGAGGCCCUUCACACAUGGAAGGAGCUCGGAAUGCGGGGACGAAAUGAAACAACGAGAUUUAGGCCAAAGACUCAAAACCUGAUCCAAACCGGGCCAAACCGAACCAAAACUCAGGCCAAGCGCGUGCACGUACCUGGAACCGGUGUUCCGCCGGCGCCGCUCCUCGACGUGUCGUCCUGCUUCGUCAGAGAUAACUCGCUCUUCGUCCAGUGGAGCUCCAUCGACCAAUCAGGAGCCACCUACGAGCUCCAGUACAGGAAGUGCGAGCGUGAGGCCCCACCCCCUGCUGCCGAGGCGCACUGGGAGACAGUCCGGGACAUCAGGGAGACAAGCUGCACUGUCCCAGGUCUGAGGUUCGAUUCCCGCUUCCUGCAGCUCAGAGUUCGAGCUCGGAACAAAGCGUCUGCAGGAGACUACACUGACACAUUACUGCUGCAGCCUGAGGCGUUCCACUUCACUCUGGACUCGGUCUCGGCUCAUCCAGACCUUAGUGUGGAGAGCUACAGUGCCACCUGGAGGCCGACACCAAGAGAGCCACGCGUGAAGAGCAGAGACAAGACCAGCUCCCGUAGCCUCGCAGGACACUCAGCAGUGGUGGGAGUCUCAGAGCUCCUGAUUGGCUCUAAGAUCGUGAUUGGGAGGAGCUCCACUCUGUCUCCGGUGAAGUCCCUCCGGGUGUCACGGGAGCGUUUUGCCGGAGAGUCGUACACGGUGCUCGGAGACCAGGAGAUCUCAGGGGGCGGGCACUACUGGGAGGUGCGACCAAUGGGAGACUGGAAGGUAGUGUCUGUGGGUGUGGCUUAUCGCAGCGCUCUCAGCCGAUUCGUCCAGCUGGGUAAAAGCCCCGCCUCCUGGAGCCUGAGCAUCAGCCAAUGGCUGCAGCCGUCUGUGAGCGCAAAACACAACAACAAGAACAAGAGCCUCGAGAGCAACGUGCCGUCGUGCGUCGGGGUCUACUGUCACCACGGCAACGGUGACCUGCUCUUCCUGGACGUAGACCAGACUCGUCUCAUUCAUUCGUUCAGGACCAGAUUCAAACAUCCGCUGGUUCCCGCCUUCAGCGUCUGGUGUGGAGGCGUCGCCGUGGAGACGGGACUCCAGGUGCCAAGUGUUAUCAGCCACUUCCUGCCACUGGCCCCGCCCUCUGACCAGGCCCCUCCCCCUGAGCAGGCCACGCCCCCUGGCCAUGUCACGCCCCCUGAUCAGGCCCCGCCCCCUGACUCCCCUAUUACCCCUCCAGACCAGAGUCCAGACUCAGACCAGAGUCCAGACUCAGACUAA